CAACGAAGCAAGAGAAAUGGCGCCCUCGCAAGUCGUUGCGAUAUAAGAAUAGCCAAGGAGCUACCCAGCAUUAGCCGCUCUACACCAGGCAGACGCAUGACGGAGCCGGCGAGAAAGUCCAAGGUCAAGAAGAGCGCCAACCACGUGUACAUCACAGAGCGCACGCGCUACUACAAGACGGACGUGCCGACCGUCGACGUGCUCGUGGAAGCCGCCAAGCUGCAGCGCAAGCUCGACCACGCCCGCGAGCUUGGCAAGGACCCGCACAACACGGAGGCGUGGAAGCUCGAGGCGCAAGCGCUCACGCAGCUCGGGCAGCUGGAGAAGUGGCAAGGCCGCGACGCCGCCGGCGAUGCCUUCAUGACGCAAGCCGCGCGCGUCUGCCGAAUGAACACGUUCAAUAAGCGGCUCUAAGACACCACAUUCUUGUUCGUCUUGGCGCGCACGAGCGACUCGAUGGUCGUC
Saprolegnia diclina VS20 is the source of this 465-nucleotide messenger RNA. RefSeq lists its product as hypothetical. The record is from RefSeq and is a predicted model, not a curated record. The transcript has 5 exons. NCBI's taxonomy places the organism in Eukaryota, Oomycota, Saprolegniomycetes, Saprolegniales, Saprolegniaceae. The coding region runs from base 97 to 414 and encodes 105 amino acids.